Cucurbita maxima (winter squash) is the source of this 805-nucleotide messenger RNA. RefSeq names its product CAP-Gly domain-containing linker protein 1. The record is from RefSeq and is a predicted model, not a curated record. The transcript is spliced from 7 exons. NCBI's taxonomy places the organism in Eukaryota, Viridiplantae, Streptophyta, Magnoliopsida, Cucurbitales, Cucurbitaceae. Bases 164 to 631 code for a protein of 155 amino acids.
CAUUGGGUUUUGGUUCCAAAUUCAAAUCUUCGACAAACUCGUCCCCAUUUCCUUUUAAUUUUCCUCUCUUCUCUUUCCUCCAUUUUUUGAAUUUCGAUUUCACCCAUCCCCUUUGCGAAACCCUAAUUGUCAGUUCAACAGAUUCGAUUCGAUCCCUGCUUCUAUGGCGGACGCCGACUCUUCCUCUCCCUCCGUCCCUGCCCCAGCUCCUCUAUCAGCUAAAAAUGAGAAUCUAACUCCCAUUGGAUCGAAAAUUUCGGAAUUGAACGAAUCAAGAGCAGAGCUGCUUAAUAGAAUUCAAUCGCUUAAGCAGGAUCUUCAGAAUUGGAGGUCAAAGCUAGACACGCAAGUUAAUACCUACCGCAGUGAACUCUCCGAACUCAAGAAAUCACUUAAUGUUGAGGUCGAGCACCUUCGAACGGAAUUCCAAGAACUAAGGACUACCCUUCAGCAGCAACAAGAAGAUGUGACUACCAGCCUGAGGAACUUGGGUCUUCAGGAUGUUUCUGUGGACAAUAAUGAGACUCGACAUCAACAUCCAGCAGAAAUCAGCGAGAAGGAAGAUGCAGGCGAGGCAACGAAGGAAGGUUGUGGCUCGACGGAGGAAAAGGGGAAUGAAGCUGGAAAUUAAGAGGCACUUUGUAGCAUGUAGGUUGUAAGUUUUUCAUUCCAUGAUAAGAUAACAUUAGCAGCAGCUCUCUCGGCUAUGGAUUUCCACAAUGUUCACUGUUUAAAUUUCAAUGCUUGUAAUGGGUUUCUUUUCAACAUUUCCCAUUGAGGGUCUAUGAGAUUUCCCUUUAGCUCA